This is a messenger RNA of Entamoeba invadens IP1, 1221 nucleotides long. Its product is annotated as tyrosine protein kinase, putative. Gene Ontology annotation, molecular function: protein kinase activity; ATP binding. Lineage: Eukaryota; Evosea; Mastigamoebida; Endamoebidae. The record is from RefSeq and is a predicted model, not a curated record. The transcript has a single exon. Bases 1 to 1221 code for a protein of 406 amino acids. Gene Ontology annotation, biological process: protein phosphorylation.
AUGAAAAACCUGUUCUUUAAGCACAAGCAAACCAUCGCUAAUUUGUACUUCGAGAAAGUCAGUAACUGGCUCACCGAAUGUCCAGACAUCCAAGACAUCUCCACUGAUAAACUCUCGCUUCACCUUACGGAGACCAAAGACUCUUCCGACAUAUCCGUCUGCCAACCCACCAAAGCAAAAAUAAUAGUUGCAAACGCAGGGAAGAAAACAACGCAAAUUUCCUUUGAAAAAAACAUGAAAAGCUCUUCGCGAUUUUCGUUUCGAUCGGAACCCUCGACUCUUAAACUUCGCCCAAAUGAGGCGUUUGAGUUUACUCUUGAAUUUACACCACUUUGCACCUGUAAAGUGUCCGAAGCUAUUUUUUUGGUGACAACAACAAAGAAGCUGGUUCAGAAACAGCCCGUCAAGGUCGAGUUUCAGAGCAAAAAGAGUCUUUCUGUCGACUAUCAGGAUAUUGACGAAAAGGAGUUUCUCGGCAUCAAUGAGUUCAAAGACUUUGUGUGGCGCGGGAAAUUCCGAGGUUGUGAUGUUGUUGUUGAUAACAGGUCUGAUGAGUCUAAGGUGUUAUUUGAGCGUGAAAUUGGGAUAUUAAAAACACUGAAUUAUCAGUACAUUAAUUACUUUGUUGGAGCUUGCCAUAUCCCACAUCAUGAAUGUAUAUUAACUGAAGACAAUGGUAUUGGGACAUUGAAGGAUGUCAUUCAGUUACACGCAAUGCCAGAGUUGUCUGUCAGAGUGAAACUUUGUCUUGAUAUAGCAAAAGGAUUAAAUUUCAUUCAUAAGAAUAACGUCAUUCAUAGAGACAUUAAACCGGAAAAUAUCAACGUCAUCUCUUUACUCGAUAAAAUGGAAGUCAACGCUAAGAUCUCUGGGUUCUCAAAAGCUCGUACGUAUCAGGCCUUUAAGUCGUGCGACAACUUCUCAGAAGAAGUUGGAACCCCUUUAUAUAUGUCUCCAGAACUCGCAAAUCAUAAGAAUUACUCGACGGCAACGGAUAUCUUCUCUUUUGGUAUUACUAUGGUCCAAAUACUGACUUGGGACUUGUCAGUCAAUGCUAAUGGGUCAAGAAAAUUACUUAAGGAAGAACAAUUUGAAAACAGCUUUGUCCCUUCACAAUUAACUCGUGUAAUCCUUGGCUGUCUUAAAAAAGACCAGAAACAAAGAGUUACUAUCGACACAAUUUUGUUAUCUUUGAGAGAGAACAAUCACACUAUUUUGUAA